Messenger RNA from Aedes aegypti (yellow fever mosquito), 1543 nucleotides. It is a transcript of the gene Clc, whose product is annotated as clathrin light chain. Gene Ontology annotation, molecular function: structural molecule activity; clathrin heavy chain binding. Lineage: Eukaryota; Metazoa; Arthropoda; Insecta; Diptera; Culicidae. Bases 143 to 907 code for a protein of 254 amino acids. The transcript is spliced from 6 exons. The record is from RefSeq and is a predicted model, not a curated record. Gene Ontology annotation, biological process: intracellular protein transport; clathrin coat assembly; clathrin-dependent endocytosis. Gene Ontology annotation, cellular component: clathrin coat of coated pit; postsynaptic endocytic zone cytoplasmic component; synaptic vesicle membrane.
ACGCUGUCAAAAUCAUUCCGUCAUCGAUCGCGCAGUCAGUCAGUCCGAAGCAAAAUUUUCUCCACUCGCGAAGUUACUCCCCCGAAAAGUUUUCGCAGACCGUUCGUUUUGUGUGCAAUUUAGCUUGAAAAUCAAUCGAAAAAUGGACGCAUUCGGCGAUGGAAAGUUCGACCAACCGGAAGUCGACCCGGCAGCCGAGUUUUUGGCCCGGGAACAGAACGCCCUGGCCGGUCUGGAGGACGAAAUUGUUCCAGCGUCGACAGGAAACGGGUUCGCCGAUGGCGAUGACGUGACUCAACCAAAAUCCGAUUUGGCUGCAGAUCCUUCCAUGGGGCAUGAGUUCGAAUUGGGGAGUUUCGAAAUGAUUAAUCACGAUGCCGAUCCGACGAUGUCCGGAGCCGGAGGACUGUCGGAGUUUGCCGUCAAGGCCGAACCAGGCGAAAACGAGGCUGGCUUGUUCGCUAACAGUCCCAUUCCCUCCAACGAAGAAGAUGGUAAUGAUGAUUUUUCAGGGUACACAGUGCCCAAGCAAGUAACGGAGGAACCUGAAAGGAUCCGCAAGUGGCGUGAGGAGCAAAAGGCCCGCCUCGAGGAGAAGGACCGCGAGGAGGAACGUAAGAAGGAGGAACUCCGCGAGCAGGCUCGCAAGGAACUCGAAGACUGGUACAAACACCACGAGGAAGCUAUCUCCAAAACCAAGGCCGCUAACAGGGAAUCGGCCAAGAACGCCGAGAAGCAGUUCGUCGCGGAAACGGACGAAAUCGAACCCGGCACCGAGUGGGAACGCAUCGCCAAGCUGUGCGACUUCAACCCGAAGACGAACAAGUCCAGCAAGGACAUUUCCCGGAUGCGGUCCAUCAUUCUGCAGCUGAAGCAGAACCCGAUCUCGACCAGCAAAAAGGUCUAAGCCGUAAACUGCAAAUGGGGAGGGACAGUAUAAGCCGGAAUCUAUUGUGGAUGAUUCGUUUAUCUCACAAGAAGACAACCAACAGCGUAUAUAUAGACAUAAAUGCUAAUUAUGUGUUUGAAUAAAUUAGAAGAUAGUGAAAAUUACAGCAGAACAUAUAUAAAACGAGUUGGAGAAAAGAGAGAUGUUUUAUUGAGGUUUCCUUCACUGAAAACCUCUAAUAAUUACAUUAAAAAACGUUUUUGAAGUUCUCCUUAUUUAAUCUCGCUAAUGUGGAUGUUCAACAUUUUGUAUCGAUUCCUUCACAGUUGAAAAUGAAAUCCAAUCGUAGAGAACUAAACCAUGAUUUGUAUCGUUUCAUACUUUGUAUCAUUCCUCGGAAAGUAUUUGCCUCGUUUUUUCAUUACUCUGCAAAUUUUGAGUUUUUGUUUCUGUUAGAAUAAAUACUUUUGCUGUAAAAUGUAUCAUUUCCGAGUGCAUUUACUGACUCAAAAUCGUAAAAUGGAGAAAAGUUAGAAAAUGAUCGGAAAUAGAAGGAAGUGCAAACAGAAUAUUGCUAAGUAGACAUUUAUUUGAAACCAAGCAGAAAUGUGGUCGAAAGAUGCUAAACAUCAAAAUAAAUAUGUUGAAAACGUA